CUCUCCUGUGUUUGCCACUCGCCUUCUUCAUUCAUCUCUGCUCUUCCUUUACCUAACCCCAUGCUCCCUCCACUGCCCCUGACAAUCUCUCCCUCCCAUGGAGUUUGACCUCGAAAACCCCUUCCAACACUCUCACUCCGUUUCUUCCCUCUUCCUGGCUGAACCUGACCACAUCCCUUCCCGCCACUACUUCCUCACUCUCCACUCCGCUCACUUUCACCUCUCUCUGCGAACCCGUCUCAUCUCUCUCAUCUCUCAGCUGCCCUGUACCUUCGAUCCCCUCCUCUCCUACCUGGCUAUCAACUAUCUGGAUCGCUUUCUCGCCUCCCAAGUCACACUGGAGCAAAAGCCAUGGACCCUCAAGCUCCUUGCAGUAUCAUGCUUAUCUCUAGCUGCCAAGAUGAUAAAAACAGAGUUUUCCGUCACCGAUGUCCAGGCCUUUCUGAAGCAGGGUGACGGCGGUAUCAUCUUUGAAACACAAACAGUACAGAGAAUGGAAGCUUUGAUCUUGGGAGCUCUCCAAUGGCGAAUGCGUUCCAUCACCCCCUUCUCUUUCAUUCCUUUCUUCAUCACCUUGUUCAUGCUCAAAGACCCGCCGUUGAGGCAAGUUCUGAAGGAUCGAGCCGCCCAAAUUAUAUUUAAAUCACAGAGAGAGAUAAAGCUUUUGGAAUUCAAGCCUUCCAUAAUUGCUGCAUCGGCCCUCUUGUAUGCUUCUCAUGAGCUGUUUCCCUUUCAAUAUCCGUGCUUUCUCUCGGCAAUUUCAGACUGCCCACACGUAAAUAAAGAAACCAUGUUGCAGUGUUACAACGUGAUACGAGACAUUGCAAUGGAGGGGUACGAGUCUGUGUUGGACAUGGUUUCCAGUUCAGACACUCCGGUUAAUGUAUUGGACCAUCAUUUUCUGAGCUCAGAAAGCGAAAGAACCGACGGAAAUCCCGCUGCUGCCACGACCCUUAGACAAGAGAAAGAUCUCAAGAGAAGGAAAAUUAACGAUUGCGGUGACAAUCUUACGGCUCACAUCUCUCAGGCUUAACUGGCACGUGUCCUGAACGGAGUUAGAUACGAUUAAUCCUCUGCUUCAUCCUACAGCAACUCUGUCAUCAGUCCUAUUUCGUUUGAAUUGCUUAUCAAAAAAAGGGUAAUAUGAAUGGGCGCAAGAAAAGGAAAAGAGAAGGUUGAUGGACCAUAUCAGAACGUUCAUGGACAAAAUCACUGUAACAUGAUCCUUGUACGACCUAUGAAAAUCUGCUAGCAGAGGCUGAGAAAUGGAGGGGGUAGAGGAUAAGAGGGGAUUUUUCUUUCUUUCUUUCUUUUCUUUUUUUGUUUUUUGUUUUCCUCUGGCUCUCCUAGAGACCAAACAAAAGACAAAAUUUAACUUUGAAUUGUAGGGUUGAAUUUUCUUUCUGUGUUUUGUAGUUAAGUGUGGUCGUGUCUCUUAGCUUCUGGCAGGGAAUAAUAGUAACUAUAAUAGCAAAGAGACAAUCUUCUUGGGAAUAAAAAAUCGAGUACUUUCAUGUCA
Messenger RNA from Prosopis cineraria, 1519 nucleotides. RefSeq names its product putative cyclin-D6-1. Bases 98 to 1033 code for a protein of 311 amino acids. Gene Ontology annotation, cellular component: cyclin-dependent protein kinase holoenzyme complex; cytoplasm; nucleus. The transcript has 6 exons. Lineage: Eukaryota; Viridiplantae; Streptophyta; Magnoliopsida; Fabales; Fabaceae. The record is from RefSeq and is a predicted model, not a curated record. Gene Ontology annotation, molecular function: cyclin-dependent protein serine/threonine kinase regulator activity. Gene Ontology annotation, biological process: regulation of cyclin-dependent protein serine/threonine kinase activity; mitotic cell cycle phase transition.